Messenger RNA from Labeo rohita (rohu), 4545 nucleotides. RefSeq names its product lamin A (gene lmna). Lineage: Eukaryota; Metazoa; Chordata; Actinopteri; Cypriniformes; Cyprinidae. The transcript has 13 exons. The record is from RefSeq and is a predicted model, not a curated record. Bases 697 to 2583 code for a protein of 628 amino acids.
UAAAAGGCUGUUUUCUGUGACUUUCCCCUUUAAAGCUUCAUGCAACAGCAAAUGGAUGUAUUCUGGGCUUCUAGGAUGGACGUAUGAAGGAUAUUUUUCUUUGGCUCACAUGUUUGGAUGCAUAGAUCUUCAGAGAACUCUGGACUGGAUUUAAUUAUGUGGAAAUAUUGAUUUUUAUUUAUUUUUUUGUUUUACUUAUUUAAUUUAAAAGUAUUUUAUUAUUAUUAUUAUUAUUAUUAUUUAUGUUGUAUUGGCUUUAUAUAAGACAUUAUUUUACUAUAUAUUUUUUUAUUUUAUUGAAUCAUUUAUUUUUUGCAGUGGAUUACCCAUUAGCAAGGAAGAGAUUUAAUUCACUGUCAUUUAGAUCGCUUAUCUCACAAGUUUAUCAUUUUAUUUUAUAGUCUCUGAGAUUAUAAAGUGAAACGAUAAAUCGAGACGAUUCUGUGACAAUGUGAAAAACAGUAAAAGCUCUAUUCCCUUGUGUGGGCUUACUGAGUCAGACUUUUAGCUCCUCCCUCUUUUGCCCUCCUCCUCUCUCGUUCCUAAGAGGUGUGAGUUUCUGAGAGACUAAGAGCGCGAGUCAGACCAGACACUCUCUCUGCAGAGUUUCAACGGGACACAGCAGCCGUAGAAGCCUUCAGUAACCCAAACUCUCUCUCAACUUUACCAGGCUAGCAGCAGCAAUUCCAGUCAGCUAUGGAGACUCCAGGUCAGAAACGAAGCACCCGCGGAGGGGCGACCACCGUCCUCUCUCCCACCCGCAUCACUCGGUUGCAGGAGAAAGAGGAUUUGUGCAACCUGAAUGACCGUCUGGCGGUCUACAUUGAUAAGGUGCGUUCUCUAGAGUCGGAGAACGCAGGUCUGCGUUUGCGCAUCAGCGAGUCGGAGACGGAGAUCAGCCGGGAGCUGGGCGGCAUGAAAUCGGCGUACGAGGCCGAGCUGGCGGACGCCAGGAAGACGCUGGACUCGGUGGCCAAAGAACGAGCCCGACUGCAACUAGAGCUCAGCAAGGUGCGCGAGGACUACAAGGAUCUGAAGGCCAGGAAUGGUAAGAAAGAGGCGGAUCUGGAAUCGGCUCUGGCCAGACUGAAGGACCUGGAAGCUCUGCUGAACUCCAAGGAUGCGUCUCUUUCCACAGCACUGGGGGAGAAGAGAUCACUGGAGGUCGAAGUCAGAGACCUGAAAGCCCAGCUGGCCAAGCUGGAGAGCGGUCUGAGCGAUGCUAAGAAGCAGCUACAGGAUGAAAUGCUACGACGUGUGGAUGCUGAAAACCGAAUCCAGACCCUGAAAGAGGAGCUGGAAUUCCAGAAGAACAUCUACACUGAGGAGCUCCGUGAGUCUAAGCGCAGACAUGAGUCACGUAUGGUGGAAAUCGACAGCGGCCGCCAACAAGAGUAUGAGAGCAAACUUGCCGAGGCUUUGAUUGAGCUCCGCAACCAACACGAAGAGCAGCUUCGCAUCUACAAAGAUGAAAUUGAGAAGACCUACAACUCCAAGCUGGAGAAUGCCCGUCAGUCGGCUGACAGGAGCAGCCAUUUGGUGGGAGCCGCCCAUGAGGAACUGCAGCAGACACGUUUGAGGAUGGAGGGUGUGUCCUCUCAGCUCACACAGAUGCAGAAACAGUUGAGUGCUCGUGACGCAAAGAUCCGUGAGCUAGAGGAGGCUAUGUCCAGAGAGAGGGACAUGAUGCGACGUCGUAUGGAGGACAAGGAGAAAGAGAUGGCCGAAAUGAGGCAUCGCAUGCAGCAACAGUUGGACGAGUACCAGGAGCUGCUGGACAUUAAGCUCGCGCUCGACAUGGAGAUCAGCGCCUACCGGAAACUUCUGGAGGGUGAGGAGGAGAGGCUUCGUCUCUCCCCGAGUCCCCCUCCUGUCCGUGGAGUGACUGUGACCCGCUCUUCGGGUUCUGGCGCUCAUGCGCGUGUGGUGCAGAGCAGCACCAGUCGUACCUCCUCAGGCAGUGCUAAAAAACGGCGCUUGAAUGAUAACGACAGCGACGCCUCCAGCGUGGUCGGCGGAACUGUUACUCGCACACGCGUCGCCCAGCAGGCCUCAGCCAGCGGCCGCGUGACCGUGGACGAAGUGGACAUGGAGGGCAAAUAUGUACGGCUCAGUAACAAGUCUGACCAGGAUCAAAGUAUGGGUCAUUGGCAGGUGAAGAGGCAGAUCGGUUCCGGCACCCCCAUCGUCUACAAGUUCCCACCAAAAUUUAACCUGAAGGCAGGACAGACUGUCACGAUCUGGGCCGCAGGAGCUGGAGGAACCCACAACCCUCCUUCUGACCUGGUGUGGAAGACCCAGAACUCAUGGGGCAGUGGAGAUCUGUUCCAGACCACCCUCAUCAGCUCCAGUGGGGAGGAAAUGGCAAUGAGGAAGGUCACACGCACUUUGUUCCAGGAUGAGGAUGAUGAUGAGAUGGCCGCCCAUAGCACAUGCGGGGAUAGUGAGUACAACCUCCGCAGCCGUACGGUGGUCUGUGGCUCAUGCGGGCAGCCGUCAGAUAGGAACAGCAGCUGCAUUUCGGCCAGCUCUGGAGUGUCGAGUGCGUCUCGCUCAUUCAGCAGCGGAGGGGGGGCUGCCUGAAGCAUUUGUCUCUCCCUCACACUUUAUUGUGAGCAAUGACAAACGCAGACAGGCUGGACCCAAACUAGACAACUGCUCCAUUAUGUAGACAAGCUGUAGACAGCACUGACCAUCUGUCCUUUCACACAAACCAGGAUUCUUUUUGGAUUACGUGUCGUCUUAUUACAUGAUAUAUUUUGUACUUCAGUUUUUGUUUUGUACUUCAUAAUCUGCAGGGUAGAUUUUUGGCUUUUGUAUGGCAUAAGGCUUCAUACGCUAGCAGCUCGUAGGCUAUAGUUUGCAAUUAUUAUGUACAGUGUUACUCUAUAAUAUAUAUUUGCAUGGUGGCCUGGCAGCAGCUUCAAAGUUAUCGUACUGUACUCAGGGAGAGAGGCGAACCGAGCACUUCACACUCACACCAUGAGCUCUCAACGGGAAUGCUGUCGGAACGCAACACGCACAGUCAUUAUUUUUUCUCCAUCAAUAAACUCUCAUUAUAUCCAGUCUUAGCUCACAUACGAGGACAGAUAACCUCACAGUGAGCAUCAAGACCGGAAAUGAGAGGUCAUUUGUCCCAAACUUUGUCAGUAAGUAAUUUGUCAGUAGGUUUUAUGGUAUAUUCAUUCUACCUCUCGCAGUUACUUGAUCAAAAUUAUGUUCACCUACAAAAGGGAAAAAGAAAGUGAGUAAUUCUAUGCAGUUUUAUUACAACUCCAGAAAUAGAAAUACAGAUGUUCUGGAUGUUAAACUGCUUUGUGCCUUGAUACAGUUGCACAGUUGAACAGGUACUUUGUGUCUUUUGGAAGUGCGUUUACAAGCUCUGACUAGACUGCAGUAUGUUGUGUCUUGCGUAAUAAGUGUUAGGGGAUGUUUCUGAACGACUUGAAGCAACUAUAAAAACUAAUCCAAAGAAAAUCUCCAUUUGCCGAGACGUCAACAUGUUAAACAAAAGCGUAUCGAUUGUUUUAGAAGGAAAAUUUUUGAAGUUUACUUGCAGAGAAAGACAUAUCUGAUGUAUUGUGUUACCAGAAAAUCAUGUUGUGUUUAAAGUACUGAGUACUGAACUGUUGCAGGUUUAAAGAGAUGUAUUUUUGUUUUUGAGCUUAGAGGCAGAAUAUUUAAAUAUGCAAAACGACCACAUCAUUCCCAGCUUUAAUGUUUUGUUAUCAUUAUUUCUUACGACGACACUUGAAAUGUUUGAGUUUUAUUGAAACCUCAAAUUUACAUGUACACUAAAACAUUUGUAUUUCUCUAUGGGACUGAGUGUUGAUUUGCUCUUGUCACUCCUCUCUUGCAGUAGAUGAUCCAGUUCCUCAUCUGGGCAGCUGUAAGGCUCUGGUAAUCUGUCCAGUCCGUUUAGGGUGAUCUUACAUUCAAAUUCUAGACUUGAAACAAAAAUUGGUUUCAGAACAGCUUUCAUCAUAGGAAAUUAAGAACAUAACCCAGCCUCCUCACAGCUGUCCGGAAAGAGGACUGGAUCUUGCUGACAUUAAACAUUUAUUUUAUUGCUUUGCAAAGCUUUGGGGAGAAUUUGGGGAUAGUAUAUCUAUUUUUUUCUAUAUAUAUAUACUUAAGAACUGUGGUUUUGUAUUUCCACUUAAAUAGCCAUUGACAUUAUUGUAAUAAGCCGUAUAUUUUUGUUUUUGAAACUGAUAAUGAUUUCAGUUGUUUGUAAUUUGGCUUCUUUAGCAGUGUUGCCUUAUGCAAAGAAAGACUUACUGAGUACCAAUUCUUGAGUGCUAAAAGAAUAUUUUUUCCCUUGAUUUUGAAAUGUUGUUUUUAGGUUAGAUGGCUAAUUUCAUGAAGGCUUUGUAUUAAAAAAAAGUUUAAACUGACUGCAAGACAAUGCAGUGAAUGUUUUGUUGUUGUUUUUUUCCUUUAUCAUUUACUGUUUUGUGAGGAAUUUCAUAAAAAAAAUUCAUAAAAUGUUGUGAAACCAUGUUAUAACUGUGCCUUGAGAUUUUUUCAGUUGAAAAAAAAAUA